Chlorella variabilis is the source of this 627-nucleotide messenger RNA. RefSeq lists its product as hypothetical. The transcript has 3 exons. Lineage: Eukaryota; Viridiplantae; Chlorophyta; Trebouxiophyceae; Chlorellales; Chlorellaceae. The coding region runs from base 1 to 627 and encodes 208 amino acids. The record is from RefSeq and is a predicted model, not a curated record.
AUGGCAACAGGGGAAGCAGAGGCCCUGCAGGGUGGCGCUGAGUUCAGGGCAAUCAUAGAGGUGCGGGUGAAGGAGUGGGUCAAGGACCACAAGAUGUUUGCCUCGACGCUCGCAGAGCUGGCAGGCCAGCUGGCGGUGCUGGAGCCGCCACCCCGCAGCAGCGGGGGGAGCGCCGCCACUAAGGGUCCCUCGGAGCUGCUGCAGCGGGUGAUGGCCCGGGCACCCAGCGACUGUCUGCAGUCCUACGUUGCUGGCACGCUGCCCACCACCCACAUGCAGCGCCAGCUCCCAGAGCAGCUGGACCAAAACCUGCGGCUGCUGAGCAUCCUGGCGGCCGAAAUGCGCAGCUUUGUGCAACAGCUGGAGCAGCUGACGGACGCCGCGGCGUCUGCUCUAGUCCAACCUGGAGAAAUUGCAAGCAGCAGCAGCGAUGAGGCGCUGCUGAUGGCUGCUGUGCUGGAUGGUGCCGGCAGGGAAACGCAGCUGAUUGAGAAGGCGGCUGAGGGCAUCACUCUGACCACGCCCGCUGAGGAGGUGUCGGCGGCAGCCACCGUCGUGCAGCUGGAGCCCUUUGUAGACGACACUUUGCUAGCUGCGCUGCGCGAGGGCCCAGAAGCAGGAACGUAG